This is a messenger RNA of Colletotrichum abscissum, 1041 nucleotides long. Its product is annotated as GNS1/SUR4 family protein. The record is from RefSeq and is a predicted model, not a curated record. Gene Ontology annotation, molecular function: fatty acid elongase activity. Lineage: Eukaryota; Fungi; Ascomycota; Sordariomycetes; Glomerellales; Glomerellaceae. The coding region runs from base 1 to 1041 and encodes 346 amino acids. The transcript is spliced from 4 exons. Gene Ontology annotation, cellular component: endoplasmic reticulum membrane. Gene Ontology annotation, biological process: fatty acid elongation, monounsaturated fatty acid; very long-chain fatty acid biosynthetic process; fatty acid elongation, saturated fatty acid.
AUGGCGGCCACACAAGCACCUUCCUCGUUCUACGAGCAACUGCCUCUCCCCACGCUCGAUCGCCCCUUUGGCAUCCACCUAUGGCCUCUUCUCGACAAGGUCUGGACUCCCAUCGUGGGCUACCCCGUGAGCGAGUUCAGAUUCCAGCCUGGCGUCACGCCCAUGUCGACCAUCAAGUCGGCCGGCAUCUUCGUCAUCAUCUACUACACCAUCAUCUUUGGAGGACGCGAGUGGAUGCGCAACCGCGAGCCCUACAAGCUCAAGGGUCUCUUCCUCGCCCACAACUUGAUCCUCACCCUCAUCAGCGCCGGUCUCCUCGCUCUCUACAUUGAGGAGCUCCUGCCCACCGUUGUUCGCAAGGGCAUCUUCCACUCCAUCUGCCACGCCGACGGCGGCUGGACCCAGCCUCUCGUUGUCCUCUACUACAUGACCUACCUCACCAAGUACAUGGAGCUGCUCGACACCGUCUUCCUCUUCCUCAAGAAGAAGCCUCUGACCUUCCUCCACUGCUACCACCACGGCGCGACUGCUCUCCUCUGCUACACCCAGCUGAUUGGCUCCACUGCCGUCUCAUGGGUUCCCAUCACCCUCAACCUCGGCGUCCACGUCGUCAUGUACUGGUACUACUUCCAGAGUGCCCGCGGCGUUCGCAUCUGGUGGAAGGAGUGGGUCACUCGUUUCCAGAUCAUCCAGUUCAUCAUCGAUCUCGGCUUCGUCUACUUCGCCUCCUACACCUACUUCACCUCGACCUACUUCCCCUGGAUGCCCAAUGCGGGCGAGUGUGCCGGUGAGGAGUUUGCCGCCUUUGCUGGUAUCGGUAUCCUCAGCUCCUACCUCGUCCUCUUCAUCUCCUUCUACCUCGCAACCUACAAGAAGGGCGGCAAGUCCCAGACCCGCAAGUCUCUCCGCCGCAUGAGCCAGGCUCCCCUCCCCGACCCUCACGCCGUUGCCUCGGCUGUCGCCGGCCACUCCAACGGCAGCGCCAAGGCCAGCGGAGCCAAGGCCAACGGCUCCUCCACCCCUCGAUCCCGCAAGGCGUAA